AUGAAUUUGAGGAAAUUUUCCUAAUAGUCAUAUUUAUAAGCUAAAGGUUCUAAGCCUUAAAUUGAGAAAAAAAAGGCUGUAAAUUAGAAAAAAGUAAAGCCAAUAUAUGAAUAAGAAAAAAAAAAAAUGAAAGAGCAAUUUGAAUAAAAUUAAAGCAAUCAUUAAAUUUUGAUAAAUCAAGAUACAAAUGAGAUAACAGUUUCUGACUUUGAAACAUCUACCAAUAUUGAAAAAAAAUGUAAAAUUUAUAUAAUGAAAGUAAUUAGCAAUCCAAGGGCUAAAAAAAAGCAUUUUUCACCAAUCUUUAAAACAAAUAAUAUUACUAUUGAUUUGAAUUCAUCUAAAUAUUAAUUAUCAUUAUCACGGGAUAAAGUAUUGAGUAAUGAUGUUAUAAGUUUAUGGGAUUCAAAUUAAAGAGGAAAUAAAUAAUCUUACAACAGUUUUUAGUUUGAGGAAAAAUAAAAAUUAAAUAGCAAAGGUUCAAAAAAAAAGUUAGAGUAUGGUAACAAAUUAUAGAAAUAAUUGGAUGAUUUUGUAAAGAAAAGGCAUUAAAAUACAUAAACCUCAUUUGAUUGUACUAAACUAAAAAAAUUAGAAAAAAGGAAACUUCAAACGAAAAUUAGCCUUGAAAAUUAAAUUGAUUAAAGCAUUGAUAAAUAAAAUAAUGAAAAAGAAUGCUAAUUUAACAAUAUGAAUAGUCAAAAUUAAGAGAUAUAAACUUAAAUAAAUAAUUCUUAAGAAUAGUAAGAAUAAUAAAAAUAAAAAAAAUCAAGUUCUGUUAAAAGCAAUCCUUUAAUUCCAAUUCAUAUUAGAUACUAAUACGAAAAAGAAUAUAAGGAAGCAAAAUAAAAAUCAAGUGAAAAAUUAAAUGAAUAAUAAUAUCAAUAAAGUAUUGCUCUAUAUUAAUUUAAGGAAAAAAGGUAAGCAAGGAUUAAAUAGAAGAGUUUUUUAAAGAAUAAUAAAGGUUUAUGAAGAAGAGAGCUGAAUUUUUUGAAAAAGAAUUUGAAAAAAAACUUUGGGAAGCUUCAUAAACUGAAAAUGAGUUUCUUUACAAACCAGUACUUAAUGAAUAAUCUAGUCGAGUAUUUCUAUUAUAUCUAAUACUAGAUUUUAGAUAAGAAAUUAAAAGGAAAGAAAUUUGAUUAAAGAAUAGAAUAAUUUGAAUAAAAUAGAUAAAAUAAAUUAUAAGAAUAGAUUGAAAGUAUGAGGCCAUCAUUCACUCCUACAAUAAGUAAAAAAUCAAGAAAAGUAAAUAAUUUAAGAUAAGUUAGAUUAUGGAAAACCCAAAAUAAAGAUUUACACAAUCAAAUUAAAUAGGAUUUAAUUAACAAAAUUUGAGAACUAAAACUUAAGAGGGAUAGUGA
Paramecium sonneborni is the source of this 1364-nucleotide messenger RNA. NCBI's taxonomy places the organism in Eukaryota, Ciliophora, Oligohymenophorea, Peniculida, Parameciidae. The record is from the annotation of a GenBank genome assembly.